CCUACUCCCGGCGCUAUCCCCUCCCCUCCCCUCCCCUCCCGACUCACCCAGCCGGGCGCCGGCGAGAACCCUAACCCUACCCAAUGUCCUCUUCCUCUCUGCCGCCGCCGCCGGCUUCGCCGCCCACGGCCGCGGAGGACGAGGCGCGGGACUGGGCGGAGAUGCCGUCGGACGCGCUGGCGGCCGUGUUCGCGAAGCUGGACGUGGCGGAGAUCCUGCUCGGGGCCGGGCUGGUCUGCCGCGCGUGGCGCCGCCUCGCGGCCUCCGACCCAACGCUGUGGCGCCGCGUCGACAUGACCUACCAGGGGGACCAGCUGCAGACCGAGGAGGUCGAGGCCAUGGCGCGCGCCGCCGUCGACCGCGCUGCGGGCACCAUGGAGGCGUUCGGGGCCGAGACCUUCGUCAACGACGAGCUCCUACGCUACAUCUCUCAGAGGGUCCCCUCAUUGAAGAGCCUCCAUCUCUGCUUGUGCCAUCAUGUCACUAAUCAAGGUUUUGCAGAGGCAAUUAAUGGUUUCCCUCAGCUCGAGGAGCUAGAUGUUACAUUCUGCUCAUUGAAUGGUAGCAUGUGUGAGACUGCUGGGAGAGCCUGCCCACAACUUAAAUGCUUCAGGUUGAAUGAGCGCUGGUGUAUUCUUCAAAGUGAGUUUGCACCCUACGAGGGCAUGGAUGAUGACACGGAAGCAUUAGGGAUCGCUAGCACCAUGCCUGGGCUCCAAGAACUUCAGUUGAUUGGUAACCAGCUGACCAAUGAUGGACUCAUGGCAAUCCUUGACCGUUGCCCUCGCCUUGAAUCCCUUGACAUUCGCCAGUGCUACAACAUACAAAUGGACGAUGCACUGAAACUGAAAUGUGCUAGGAUACGAGAUCUGAAGCUUCCUCAUGACUCCAUCUCCGACUUCAGGUAUCGGGCUUACAUCGUCAGCAGCAUCGCUAACACUGGCUCUGAUUUUGAAUUGGAUAUGUAUGAUGAUCUGCUGGAUGUGGUCACUGAAGACGAUGAUGCUGAUUUUGAUGAUAUGGAUGAUUUUGAUGAUACAGUCUCAGAUGGAGGCAUGUACGGUGAUGACUUUGAUAUCUGAAGCAACAAGCAAGAAACUAAUUGGAACAGCUUUUCCGUGCCCCUUGUGUAGUGCUGUGACCUGGAAUGGUUCGGCAUCCCCUUGUGUUUGAGAUUCGGGUAGCUAGGAUGGAAUCUCCAUGAUGUUUAUACUUCUGCGCCUCUCCAUUUGUUGUAUGAAGCUUAAGUAGCUAAACUGGUUCUAAUUGAUGUCGACCGGUUGGAUUUUAUAUUUUGAACUUUUUAAAUUGAUAUUUUAAUAACCUAGGGCCAAACAAAUAUGUGUAUAUAUACCUCUUGGCCAUGUUAGAGAUUUGAUUACAUGUUUGCAUGUGAUUAUGGAUGUCUUAAUUUU
Molecule: messenger RNA, 1415 nt
Organism: Sorghum bicolor (sorghum)
Lineage: Eukaryota; Viridiplantae; Streptophyta; Magnoliopsida; Poales; Poaceae
Product: putative F-box/LRR-repeat protein 23
Exons: 2
Coding region: 84-1082 (332 amino acids)
Molecular function (GO): protein binding
Source: RefSeq, a predicted model, not a curated record